AUGGAGGGUGCAACGAAGUGGGAUCCGAGAUGCUCAAGAAUAUCCAAUGACAUCUGCUGCUUGUGUAGCCAUCCGAAACUUCUUGAAAAUCGAGUUGCUAUAGUGUCUACUUCUGCCAUGCAAGCGGAACUAGUGCAAGCUCGAUUAUGCAUUCAUGACCUUGAAGCUGAGUGCCAGUCUUCUAAGAAGAAAGUCAACCACUUAGUGAAGAAGAUGGGAGAAGAAAGAACCUCAUGGCAGAGCAGCGAACAUGAGAAAAUUCGUGCAGUUAUAAAUGAUUUUGACAAUCAAUUAAGGAGGGAGAGAAAAAAAGGUAAAACACUGGAAAUUCUCAAUUCUAAAUUGGUCAAUGAGUUGACAAAUGUCAAAUCAUGUGCUAAGCAGUUCAGGAAAGACUACGAGGAAGAAAAAAGAGCCAGGGAAAUAAUGGAGGAAGUUUGCAAUGAACUUGCCAAUAAAGUUGCGGAAGAUAAAGCUGAAGUUGAAAUAUUCAAGGCUGAGUCCAUCAAGAUUCAGGAAGAAAUGGAAGAGGAGAGGAAGAUGUUGCAGAUGGCUGAGGUUUGGCGCGAAGAGCGUGUCCAGAUGAAGCUGAUUGAUGCAAAAUUGGCCCUUGAAGACAGGUAUUGCCAAAUGAACAAAUUAAUAACAGACCUUGAAACUUUUAUAAGUUCAAGAAGUUCAACCUUGGAUUUGAUGGGUUUGAGGAAAGCCGAGUUGAUCAGACAAGCAGCUAAAUUGAUAAAUGUUAAAGACAUCAAGGAAUUUUAUGCACCACCAAAAUCAAGUGAUAUAUACUCUAUUUAUGAAGAACUCAAGAAAAUUGAAGCCAACGAAAGGGAGAUUAAAGAAUGCAAUAAAAGCAGCCCUGCAAGCAAUGCUUCCAAACUCCAGCUUGCCAGUUCUGAUUUUAAUGACUAUAACGACCAUUCUUUGCAGCAAGGAUCGACUAUUAUCAAUGACUAUAACUGUCAUUUAGAAGAGGAUGCAAGAGGCUAUGACUCUGCCAGUCAUGCUGAGGGUCAAGAUUCAAGCUAUUCCCAUGAAGGGAAUCAACUCUCCGUUAACAGGCUUAGCCAAAGCAAAAAUGCUUGGCAGAUUUCAAGAGAAUAUGAUGAGAAUGAAGCUAAUUCUCAAGGCGCGCAAAGAAGUGAGGUCUACUCGGCAUCAGAAGAAUCAAUGCAUAAGGCACCUUCCAUAUCUAAGCUUUCAAAAUCUGGCGAAUGUAAGAACAAAUGCUAUGAGAUAACCGCAGAUGACAGUGAUGGAAUGGUCUUCAAUGGAAAUUUUUCUAACAAGGAGACCUCUCCACGAAGAAAGUCAUGGGACGGUAGGCUUCGGCAGCAAGAUUCUGUUGAGCAGUGGAGCUCGCCAGAGUUGGUGAAUCCACAUGUUACUCGAGGAAUAAAAGAGCGCAUUAAAUGGCCACGAGGCAUUCAAAAGAAUACCUUGAAGGCCAAGCUUUUGGAAGCAAGGAUGGAAAGCCAGAAAGCUCAGUUGCACAGUAUUCUAAAGCAGAAGACUUAG
Messenger RNA from Dovyalis caffra, 1524 nucleotides. The record is from the annotation of a GenBank genome assembly. Lineage: Eukaryota; Viridiplantae; Streptophyta; Magnoliopsida; Malpighiales; Salicaceae.